This is a messenger RNA of Penicillium cataractarum, 666 nucleotides long. RefSeq lists its product as uncharacterized. Lineage: Eukaryota; Fungi; Ascomycota; Eurotiomycetes; Eurotiales; Aspergillaceae. Bases 1 to 666 code for a protein of 221 amino acids. The transcript has a single exon. The record is from RefSeq and is a predicted model, not a curated record.
AUGUCAUACAAAGAAUUCCACAUCACCGAACAACCCGGAUGUCACCAUUACUACGUAGCAACCACAGACAUCACCGGCGACACACAAGACUUCUUCCUCGAGAACUCACCCUUUGACAAAUCCCAGCCCGAUCUGCGCAUGCACCUAGGCCCCGAUACAACGGGCGCCAUCAUCGGCGAAUCACGAUACAAACGCUUCUCGCAGAAUUGCCAAAUCUCGCUCAUCGAGAACGACCUCAUAUACACCCACAGUCUAGAUAACAACGGGGUGAAAGUUACACUGUCCAAGAAAGGAUAUUUAUCACCCAGCUAUGCAUUCCAAACGAGCCUACACGGCGAAAUGGGGCGAUUUACAUGGAAGAAGACGCACUCCUUGGGGAAGCACGCUACGCCACUGGGGAAUCUUAAGUUAGUCAAUGAGUCGAGUGAUGAGCCUUUGGCGGUGUUUUCGUCGGAUUCGUAUUCGUUGGUUCCUGGGUGUGUUGAGAUGUGUGGGGAGUUUGGGGAGGAGUUUGAUCAACUAGCUCUGUUAACGGGGGUGUCGGUUCGGGAGAAGCAACGUCGGUCACAGAGUAGGCAGAUGAGGCAUGGGAGGGAUUAUGCGUAUACAUCGGGGUUUGGGUUAGGAAUGGGAAUGGGUGCUGGUGGUGGCGGUGGAGGUUGUUGA